Molecule: messenger RNA, 1420 nt
Organism: Beta vulgaris subsp. vulgaris (sugar beet)
Lineage: Eukaryota; Viridiplantae; Streptophyta; Magnoliopsida; Caryophyllales; Amaranthaceae
Product: copper chaperone for superoxide dismutase, chloroplastic/cytosolic
Exons: 6
Coding region: 114-1097 (327 amino acids)
Biological process (GO): removal of superoxide radicals
Molecular function (GO): superoxide dismutase activity; copper ion binding
Source: RefSeq, a predicted model, not a curated record
UCCUCCAAAACGUAUCCUCUAUCGUGGUAAUCAAAUUCCUUCCAUAUUUGACAAAUCCAAAACUAAAAUUUUCCAUUUACAAAAUAAAAAGGCAAGUAAAGAAGAAAAAAAGAAUGACGUUUCUAAGGUCAAUAGCCACAACCACGACCGCCAUAGCAGUCACAGCUCUACCUGCAUCUUACGUUGCAUCUUCUCUCUCUCACUCCUCUUCUUCAUCUUCAUCUUCAUCUUCUUCUCCAUUCUCGAAAUUUCUGGACUUCCAUUUUCUCUCUCCUCGAUCAUCUUUGAGCUCCUGCGCAGGCAAUAAAUUAGGGCUACUCAAGAAUUUGAGCUCACCGCCUUCUGCUGUUCAAAUGGAAAAUCCUAAAUCUUCUUCUUAUGAAAAUAUGAUGUUGCCGGAAUUAAUGACAGAGUUCAUGGUGGAUAUGAAGUGUGAAGGCUGUGUAAGUGCUGUCAAGAGUAAACUUGAGACUCUAGAAGGAGUUAAGAAUGUUGAAGUGGACUUGAGCAACCAAGUUGUCAGAAUUCUUGGUUCUUCACCCGUGAUAACCAUGGAAAAUGCUUUGGAGCAAACUGGUCGUAAAGCUCGACUGAUUGGUCAAGGUGUACUUGAAGAUUUCCUUGUGUCCGCGGCAGUUGCAGAAUUUAAAGGCCUAGAUAUCUUUGGAGUGGUUCGCUUGGCCCAGACUCACAUGGAGUUGGCUAGAAUAGAGGCCAAUUUUAGUGGUUUGCCACCAGGGAAACAUGGAUGGUCUAUAAAUGAGUUUGGUGAUCUGACUAGAGGUCCAGUCAGCACGGGGAAGGUUUACAAUCCACCAAUCCAAGGAAGUGAAAAUGAGCCAUUGGGUGACCUGGGAACAUUAGAGGUUGAUGAGAAAGGUGAAGCAUAUUAUACAGGAAUCAAGAAAAUGUUAAGGGUUGUUGAUUUAAUUGGACGGUCCAUUGUCUUGUAUGCAUCGGAGGACAAAUCCGAUCCUGGUCUUGCAGCUGCCGUGAUCGCGAGGAGUGCAGGGGUAGGUGAGAACUAUAAGAAGCUUUGCACAUGCGAUGGAACCACAAUUUGGGAGGCGAAGCCUGAUUUUGUCACUACUCACUAGCACGGUCUGAUAACAUCAUUAGACCAUACAGCUUGUACAGAUGUAUGGCAUUUCUAAGCUAGUUAUCGAUUACAGCUCCUUACCAAUGGAUAGUUGUACUACAGCCAUCAUGAUUUACUCGUUACAUUAUUAGUUCAAAUUAUGCUACUAUAUUGAUAAUUAAUUAAUUAUUAUAGGAAGAAAAGAAGUCUUCCCAAGAAAUCUAGAUGUUUCAAGGAAUUAUAACAAUCAUUAUAUAAUACUUCAUAAGAUUACUCCCAUCCCAAAUUUAUUGGAUGUUUACGAAGGCGACUUGUAUAAAGGGGCUAAUUGCCUAAUUGUCA